This is a messenger RNA of Tricharina praecox, 682 nucleotides long. RefSeq lists its product as uncharacterized. Gene Ontology annotation, biological process: mitochondrial electron transport, NADH to ubiquinone. NCBI's taxonomy places the organism in Eukaryota, Fungi, Ascomycota, Pezizomycetes, Pezizales, Pyronemataceae. The record is from RefSeq and is a predicted model, not a curated record. The coding region runs from base 66 to 623 and encodes 185 amino acids. The transcript is spliced from 2 exons.
CCACCUUCCCUUGCCGCUCCGCAGUCCGUCAAUCCAUCGACAACGCGCAGCCAACCGCCACCACCAUGACCCCGCUCCUCCUCCGUCCGACGCUCCUCCUCUCGCGGCUCCCCCGCGCCGCCCUGCUCGUGCGUGGUGUCCAAACCACCUCUCCCACAAUCACCAAGCCGAACGUCGCCGGCACCCCCAACGCCUCGGCCACCAAUGCGGUCCCCACCGACUCCCCGGCCAUGGACGGCCCGCACCCCAAGGACCUUGCCGAGUCCGUCGAGGCCGGCGAAGCCGCGCGCCACACGCAGGCUCCCAACCGCGCCACUACCUGGUCCCGCUCGCAGCGCUCUAGGGCUAUGGCUAUGGUCGGCCCGCGCUUCGAGCAGACGAAUAUUGCGCAGCAGCCCGCACCUUGGGCCGCUAUCGACCUGAUCCAUCAGCAACCGGUGAGGUGGUCCGAGAGCAGGGUAGUUGCUUGCGAUGGCGGUGGUGGCCCUUCGGGACACCCCAGGGUGUUCAUCAAUGUCGAUAAGCCCGAGGUCACACCGUGUGGGUACUGUGGCCUGCCGUUUGCGCAUGUCAAAAAUCGGAAACACCUUGAACAACACGGUGCGAGCUACCCGUUGGAAUAGGGACGGGCGGCGCGGGGUGAGGGCUUGUAUAAAGGGCUGUAUUAGAAUUGAGAUCGGUG